Molecule: messenger RNA, 1575 nt
Organism: Hibiscus syriacus
Lineage: Eukaryota; Viridiplantae; Streptophyta; Magnoliopsida; Malvales; Malvaceae
Product: stomatin-like protein 2, mitochondrial
Exons: 9
Coding region: 102-1319 (405 amino acids)
Cellular component (GO): membrane
Source: RefSeq, a predicted model, not a curated record
UCACCAUUUCAAAGGUUUUCCUAGGGUUUUACCCCUCACUGGCUUGAAUUGGGGAAAGAAAAGAGAAAGAAAAAAAUCAGUCAAAUUCUUGAGAAAUCGAAAUGGCUAAGAUGUGGAGAGUGGGUUCCCUGAACAACGCUGUUAGAACUAUUCGAUAUCUCCAGGAUUCCUCCUUCUCAACUGCCGUUAUCCGCCAGCAUUCUUCUCCAGCUCUUCCUUUCGCCACCACCGUCCGCCAUCUUCGUACCGGCCGCGAUCCUAGCUUCAGGUACGAGGCUUCACCUCCAGUCAAUUGGGGCAUUCGCAUCGUACCGGAGAAGAAAGCCUACGUGAUAGAAAGAUUCGGGAAAUACUUGAAAACGCUGCCGUCUGGAAUACAUUUCCUUAUCCCAUUGGUAGAUCGAAUUGCUUACGUUCAUUCCCUCAAGGAAGAAGCCAUUCCUAUUCCGGACCAAUCCGCUAUUACCAAGGACAAUGUCAGCAUUCUCAUCGACGGUGUUCUUUAUGUCAAGAUUGUGGACCCACAACUUGCCUCUUAUGGCGUUGAGAACCCAAUCUAUGCCGUCAUUCAGCUUGCUCAAACUACCAUGCGUAGCGAGCUUGGCAAAAUUACCCUCGACAAGACCUUCGAAGAGAGGGAUACUCUCAACGAGAAGAUUGUGGAGGCCAUCAAUGUGGCUGCAAAAGACUGGGGCCUGCAAUGUCUUCGUUAUGAGAUAAGGGAUAUAUCUCCUCCUCGUGGUGUGAGGGCAGCUAUGGAGAUGCAAGCAGAAGCAGAGCGUAAAAAGAGAGCACAAAUUCUUGAAUCUGAAGGAGAGCGGCAGUCCAAUAUAAAUAUUGCUGAUGGUAGGAAAAGUGCUGUGAUUUUAGCAUCUGAAGCUGCAAGAAUGGAUCAAGUUAACCGAGCACAAGGUGAAGCGGAAGCCAUCCUUGCUAGAGCACAAGCUACAGCUAAAGGAAUUGCCUUGGUGUCUCAGUCACUGAAGGAAAAUGGGGGAGUGGAGGCAGCAAGUUUAAGGAUUGCGGAGCAGUACAUUCAAGCCUUCAGUAAUAUUGCAAAGGAGGGUACAACAAUGUUACUUCCUAGUUCUGCUGCAAACCCUGCCAACAUGAUCGCCCAAACUCUCACCAUGUACAAAAGCCUGGUCCGUGAUGUUCCUACUGGUGGUUCUCAUGUAAACAGUUCCCCUGAGCUAUCCGAAAACAAAAAACAUGCUCCUUCUGGAGACACUGAAGGCGAAAUCCUGAACCCCAGAGCUGUAGAAGCAAGGGACUCGAGUCAACCGGGCUUUUCACUUCAGAGCUCCAAGAAGGAAUAGAAAUGGUACUACUCCCUUUGCCUGAAAACCAGACUCCUUUGGUGAUUAUUAAAAUGUUGUGAAAAUUCCCAAAAAGAAAGGCAAGGGUUUAGGGGAUAUUUAGAGUUUGAUUAAAAGGAUGUUGAUUCAUUUGGUAAGAGAGUAGAACUGCCAUGUAGUACUGGCCGGAUGUCUUUUACAGCCUCGAGAAUCCAACAAAUUUUCAGGAAAGAAACACCUUUGUUGCCGCUGAAAAACACUUGAUCUGUAAGUCUAA